Daucus carota subsp. sativus is the source of this 7203-nucleotide messenger RNA. Its product is annotated as zinc-finger homeodomain protein 4. Lineage: Eukaryota; Viridiplantae; Streptophyta; Magnoliopsida; Apiales; Apiaceae. Gene Ontology annotation, biological process: regulation of developmental process; regulation of DNA-templated transcription. Gene Ontology annotation, molecular function: DNA-binding transcription factor activity; transcription cis-regulatory region binding. The coding region runs from base 6306 to 7082 and encodes 258 amino acids. The transcript has 5 exons. The record is from RefSeq and is a predicted model, not a curated record. Gene Ontology annotation, cellular component: nucleus.
CCAAAACUCUCCAUUGUCUUUCUUCUUCUCCUUCUCUGAAAUCUGCAGACCUAUAUUCCUGCUUUUUAUAAUACUAUCUUAAACUAAACCCAACAAUUUUUUACUGUUUUCUCUUUUCUCUUCUUAGUUGUAGCUUAAUUAUGUCUACAAGUUUAUCUCAUUCUGUCAUUGUUCAGGCUUCUCCUGAGUUCUUUUCUUGUUUCUUUUGGUCAGAGUCUUUGUUCUCAUGGCUAGCCAUGUCUGCCUGAUUAACCAAAAAAAAAAAAGACACAUGCCCACACACUAGUUUAUUUCAAGGUGUGCACUUUUCUAAUUAAUUAUUUUUGCUGAGGUUGAGGAAAAUAUAAAGAAUGUCAUGUUUUGUAGUAUAAUAGGUAGGAUCAAUGAUUAGUAAUAGUUUCCUAAUUGUGUAGCAUGCAUGUUUACUUUUUUAGAGUGCACAAGUGGUUAAAAACAAGCUCCUAGAAAUUGGUUUGUUAAGGUAGCUCACCCAUCACUUUUGAUCUUAAAUAAUUUACACAUCCAAGAUAAUUCUUCUCUUCCUCUCUUGUUGUUUCUUCAACUUUGGUCUCCAAAUAAACAACACAAGUCAAGAAAUGGAACUCUCAGGUCAAGAUGGUGAGAUGCCAAUUCCAAUCAAUAGUACAUUUGGUGGUCACUUGAUUCAUCACAAUCCUCCUCCUCCUCCUCAUCCUCAUUCUCAUUCUCAUUCUAUUCCAUUGCCCACUCCUCGAAAUCACAACGAUAUGGUGUAAUAACCCGGAUUUUAAAAAUAUUUUUGUUAAUAUUAUAAAUGAUUUUCUUAAAAAGAAAGGAAUAAGAUUUAAUAUUUUAUUCCAGUUUAAUGAGUUUUCAAAGUUUUAUAUUUAAACCCCGGGUUAUUGUGUUAUUGAUAAAUAAUUGUAUUUUCAAAACUGAUUUUCAUAUAUUGUUUUGAAAAUUCUGUAUGAAUAUUAUGUGAAUAUAUGUGUUAUGUGAUUAAGUGGUAUUGGUGAAUUUGUUUGUUAAUUAGUUAUGAUUAAUUAUUAAUAUGAUAUGAUUAAUAUAUGAAUUUUUGUGAAUUUUGUGUUAUCUAGUUUAUUGACCUGAAUGCUCAUAUGUGUUCGUAUUCGCGAGAUUUCAAUUUCUAUAUGCUCAUGAGAAAAUAUAGUUUAUUUGGAUAUUUUCAUAUCGAUUUAUGGAAUGUUAUAUGAUUUUAUAAUCGAUUUACGGAUUUAAUUGUGUAUAUUUAUAUUUAUUUAUUAAUUAUUUGACUUCCGUAAAACCGUCCACUCGUAACGAGGUAGCAAAUUUUCUUUCCGGAAGUUUCAACAAAACUAACCUUUAGCCUAAUUUGAAUAUUCCGGACAUUUUUCGUGUUUUGACUUUUUCGAUCCGGAGUACGGUUUUCCCCGGAGUCGGUCCGGCGGAGUUUUUCGGGUAUUUUAAUUGUUGAUAAUUAUCUUGUUGUCUCGAUAAACGUGAAACUAGAUAUUUUGAUUCAUCCUUAUCUUGUAAUAAUUGCAGUGGGACCCGCAUACUAAUGACUGAUUAAAAAGCCCCGUUUUGAUGAUUAUCUUGAAAACCAGUACCGAUUGGACCCCGCUUUAUUAAUAUAAAGCUAUUAAAUACGUAUUUUCAUGUCAUAUACGAUCCAAAGGGGUACCAAUUAUUUGUAAAUAUAAAUAGACCUUUCUAGAGUUUAUUUUCACCCGUAAAAUCAUUUCACCAGUUUCUCUGCACGAAUACCGAGAGAAACCGAGCAGUGUUCUUCGUGUUCUUCAUAAUCAAACGAAGAUUUGAAGGUGUUAUUGGAAUCCGAUGGAGGUGUAUGAAUAGUCAAAACGAAGCUAUCGACGUGUAGAUUAUAGUUUAAUCCUUCGUUUGUGUGCAGAUUCAACAGAUUUGGACGAGACGUGUAUGCCCGAAGACGUUCAGAAAGUCACGUGGUGUUACAAAGCGAAUAAGGGAUGAAUCGAGUAAGCGAAGCGAAGAUGUACGGUAGAUAGAGUAUAGCCAGAGAUGGUCUAGAGACUAUGAGAUGCAUAGAUUGUGAAAGUGGAAAGAUGAGAUUGAAAUGUGAGACUGGAGUCAGAUUUAAGAAAGGCUUAAAGAUGAGAUGAUUGAUUGAGAUUGUGAGUAAGGCUAAUGCUAGGCGAGGAGACAGAGUUGAGGAUCCAGUGGUCGAGAAGUGUUCAGGAAAGUUGAUAAGGUUGGUGCAAGCUGAAAUAGUUGACAGUGAUUCUUCUUAUCGAAGAUGAUCUGAUUUGGUAAGAGAUGUUGUGUAAUAAUAGCGGUAGAUUCUAAUUUCAAUACUGUAACCUGGAUGCGAUCCUGUUGCUUUUAGGGGGUUUAAAUGUUCUCCUUCGAAUCAUUUAUUAAAGUUUAAAUGUUCUCUUGAAAUUCUUUUAUUAUGGUUUUCAAGUUUGAAAUUCAGGUUUUGAAAUCAUUCGAUUUAUGUUCUCAUUCAAAUCUUAUAUUAAAUGUUUUCAGGUUUUAAAUUCUUUGAUUUCAUUAUCUUUAGAAAAAAAAUACAGGUUUUCAAAGGUGUUUAAAAAUGGGUUUUAUGUGGUGACGUCAGAAUCCAGACCCCCGGAUUCCUGGACUGUCACAGUUGGUAUCAGAGCCACAGGUUAUAAGUAUUUGAAAUUAGAAUAUAGAUCAUAGUUAUAGGUUUCUAGUGAAGAAUGUGGUGUAACCUCACUUAGAGGUAUGGUUGGACUAUUUAGGAAUAGUCUAGAGAUGUGAGUGAAGCAUAGAGUUUAGUUAUAUGAUCAAGUUAAGUGUGGAUAUUUAAAGAGAUUAGGAUCCUUAAGUUUAGACAGAUGAUUUCUAGUAUGUUGAUUAAUUGAGAUGGUGAAUUGUGGAAAAGGUCAGUAUUAGACCUAUAUAGAAGAGUUUGAUAGUGAAUGAUUGAGUUGAGAAUGGUGAAAAUGCAGAGUUCAGAGUAUUCUGAUUAUACUGCAUAGUUGAAAAUUGGAUUAUUGUAUUGAUUAGAGGAUGAUAUAAAUGCAUGGUUCAUAGUAUGUUGACCAUGUCAGAUAUUUGGAAGAUGUAUAUUGUUUUGUGAGAUAUGAAGAGUUAGUGUAAGAUAUGAGUUGUAUAGAAUCAGAAGGAGAGAUUUGUAGAUAGAGGUUGAUAGGUGAGAAGUGAAUGAUAGAGAGUACGUGGAAUUGAGUCCAGUUAUUAGAGAUGAUGUCUACGAGUAAGUUAGAACGUUAGUCCUCGACGACAACGCUUCGAGCUAAGCGGGAUUUCAAAUGGCAUCAAGGUGGGCCCAUAACCCACAGGUUGAUGAUCCAGACAAUCGAAGAUACGUUACAUGUUUGUGCUAUGGAUUUCAAGGGCAACUGGGAUAAAGUAGAAGAAUGUAAACUACAUGGGCCAGAGUUAUUACGGACGAUAACGUCUACGAUGACAUCUUACUAGGCUAUUACGAGUCAAAUCGAUUGAUUAUCGAGAACGUUGAAAGGACGACAUAAAUCGAAUAACGAUUUCGUAAAGCAGAGUGGGAAUUUGAGAAGACCUUGGCAAUACCUCUCUUCAACUAAAGAUUCUUUUAAUACUUUUCUCAUCAGUGAGAUAUUAUCAUGAUAUCUUUUCUACAAAAGUUUUGAUAAAUGAGAUCUUCAAUUUCUCAAAUUCUAAGAUGACAUUGAUAUUGAUUAUUGGUAUGAGUUGGAAAGCAAAGAUGUGUGAUAAAGGUUUGUUGUGAAGAGAUAGUGAUGUUCCUUGAUAUUGUUUGACAUUUCUUGACAUUCCUUGAUACCCUUUCAUCUACCUUGAUAUCCCUUAGUGUUCUUUGAUAUUGUUGAUAUUCCUUGAUAUUCUCUGGUAUUCCUUAACAUUUCUUCAAUUUGAUUGGGAUGAACAACCCUAUUUAUAGGGGACACAAGGUAUACCUGUCUGUGUGAUAGGAGUUGGAUGGGACGCCAUCACUUGUGUGUGUUGUGAUUACAAGAAGGUUAACAACCUUUAGUAGUGUCUAAUAUGGACACGCAACAUUAAGUUCAUUUGAUCGUAUUGAUCUCCCAGUCAUUCUUGUAUUCCAAUGUCACCUAUUUUGAAAACAUCUUGUUCUAUUCGAAAAUUCCCAAAGAUCGAUUCUUGGGAAAUGAAUUUUGCAAUUGUGAAAGUUUGAGUUUCCUUUUCCAUUAAAGUUAAAGGUAUGCCAAGAUCAAUCAAAGGUGGAUGACGAUAUGAUAUUACGAAGUGUGAACGUUUUAGUUUCUUCGGAGGAUUCCGAGGACGGAAUCCUUAUAAGGGGGGUAGAAUGUAAUAUCCCAUACUAUUAAAUUUAGAUUUGAUUAUUAUAAAUCUAUUUGUCUAAAUAUUAUUGUUGGCUUUAGUUGAAAAGUGAAUUGAUUAUGUGAAUAGUUUUAUAUGAUGAUACUUGUUCUGUGGAUUAAUAUGGAUUAUACUAAUUAUGCGUUCUCCUUCUUUCUCUGAUUCCGAGGACGGAAUCCCUAUAAGGAGGGUAGAUUGUAAUAACCCGGAUUUUAAAAAUAUUUUUGUUAAUAUUAUAAAUGAUUUUCUUAAAAAGAAAGGAAUAAGAUUUAAUAUUUUAUUCCAGUUUAAUGAGUUUUCAAAGUUUUAUAUUUAAACCCCGGGUUAUUGUGUUAUUGAUAAAUAAUUGUAUUUUCAAAACUGAUUUUCAUAUAUUGUUUUGAAAAUUCUGUAUGAAUAUUAUGUGAAUAUAUGUGUUAUGUGAUUAAGUGGUAUUGGUGAAUUUGUUUGUUAAUUAGUUAUGAUUAAUUAUUAAUAUGAUAUGAUUAAUAUAUGAAUUUUUGUGAAUUUUGUGUUAUCUAGUUUAUUGACCUGAAUGCUCAUAUGUGUUCGUAUUCGCGAGAUUUCAAUUUCUAUAUGCUCAUGAGAAAAUAUAGUUUAUUUGGAUAUUUUCAUAUCGAUUUAUGGAAUGUUAUAUGAUUUUAUAAUCGAUUUACGGAUUUAAUUGUGUAUAUUUAUAUUUAUUUAUUAAUUAUUUGACUUCCGUAAAACCGUCCACUCGUAACGAGGUAGCAAAUUUUCUUUCCGGAAGUUUCAACAAAACUAACCUUUAGCCUAAUUUGAAUAUUCCGGACAUUUUUCGUGUUUUGACUUUUUCGAUCCGGAGUACGGUUUUCCCCGGAGUCGGUCCGGCGGAGUUUUUCGGGUAUUUUAAUUGUUGAUAAUUAUCUUGUUGUCUCGAUAAACGUGAAACUAGAUAUUUUGAUUCAUCCUUAUCUUGUAAUAAUUGCAGUGGGACCCGCAUACUAAUGACUGAUUAAAAAGCCCCGUUUUGAUGAUUAUCUUGAAAACCAGUACCGAUUGGACCCCGCUUUAUUAAUAUAAAGCUAUUAAAUACGUAUUUUCAUGUCAUAUACGAUCCAAAGGGGUACCAAUUAUUUGUAAAUAUAAAUAGACCUUUCUAGAGUUUAUUUUCACCCGUAAAAUCAUUUCACCAGUUUCUCUGCACGAAUACCGAGAGAAACCGAGCAGUGUUCUUCGUGUUCUUCAUAAUCAAACGAAGAUUUGAAGGUGUUAUUGGAAUCCGAUGGAGGUGUAUGAAUAGUCAAAACGAAGCUAUCGACGUGUAGAUUAUAGUUUAAUCCUUCGUUUGUGUGCAGAUUCAACAGAUUUGGACGAGACGUGUAUGCCCGAAGACGUUCAGAAAGUCACGUGGUGUUACAAAGCGAAUAAGGGAUGAAUCGAGUAAGCGAAGCGAAGAUGUACGGUAGAUAGAGUAUAGCCAGAGAUGGUCUAGAGACUAUGAGAUGCAUAGAUUGUGAAAGUGGAAAGAUGAGAUUGAAAUGUGAGACUGGAGUCAGAUUUAAGAAAGGCUUAAAGAUGAGAUGAUUGAUUGAGAUUGUGAGUAAGGCUAAUGCUAGGCGAGGAGACAGAGUUGAGGAUCCAGUGGUCGAGAAGUGUUCAGGAAAGUUGAUAAGGUUGGUGCAAGCUGAAAUAGUUGACAGUGAUUCUUCUUAUCGAAGAUGAUCUGAUUUGGUAAGAGAUGUUGUGUAAUAAUAGCGGUAGAUUCUAAUUUCAAUACUGUAACCUGGAUGCGAUCCUGUUGCUUUUAGGGGGUUUAAAUGUUCUCCUUCGAAUCAUUUAUUAAAGUUUAAAUGUUCUCUUGAAAUUCUUUUAUUAUGGUUUUCAAGUUUGAAAUUCAGGUUUUGAAAUCAUUCGAUUUAUGUUCUCAUUCAAAUCUUAUAUUAAAUGUUUUCAGGUUUUAAAUUCUUUGAUUUCAUUAUCUUUAGAAAAAAAAUACAGGUUUUCAAAGGUGUUUAAAAAUGGGUUUUAUGUGGUGACGUCAGAAUCCAGACCCCCGGAUUCUCGGACUGUCACAUAUGGUGCCAAAUUCAGUGCCACAAAUCUCAACCAAUGGCCCUAUGGAGGACCAAGGGGUGUUCAAGAAAGCGGUGAAAUACAAAGAAUGCUUGAAGAAUCAUGCAGCAUCCAUGGGAGGGAAUGCCACAGAUGGUUGUGGUGAGUUCAUGCCAAGCGGUGAAGAAGGCAGUAUCGAGGCCUUUACGUGUUCUGUCUGCAAUUGCCAUAGGAAUUUCCACAGGAAGGAAAUUGAGGGUGGUCAUCACAAUCACUCCUCUUCAUGUGAGUGUUACCACCACUUGAAUCUUGGUAACAGAUCAUCAGGGAUUGGGAGGAAGCUCAUUCUUGGUCAUCAUUUACCGUAUCCUACUAGUGCUGCAGCUGCACUUGUUCCCUCCAGAACUGCUCAACCUCAUCAGAUGAUAAUGUCUUCGUAUAACAACAUCAUGGCCUCGCUUCCUUCUGAGUCUGAUGAACGGGAAGAUGCAAAUAAUAAUAAUAACCAUCAGAAUGGAGUUGGGGUAGGAUCAGCUGGGAUUGCCAUGGCUAGACCGCCUCAUUUGCUGCGGAAAAGGUUUAGGACCAAAUUUUCUCAGGAACAGAAGGAGAAAAUGCUGAAUUUUGCGGAGAAAGUAGGGUGGAAAAUUCAGAAACAAGAGGAGGCUGUGGUGCAGCAGUUCUGUCAAGAAGUGGGAGUCAAAAGAAGAGUCCUUAAGGUUUGGAUGCACAACAACAAGCACAUUCUUGCUAAGAAGAACAGCACCAACUCAACUCCAACUGAUCAAAAUCAGACUUGAUAAAUAUAUAUUAAUAUGGAGUAUAAAUUUUGUUUUUUGAGUUAUCUUGAUCAUAAUUAUAUUAGCAUUGUAAUGUAGUUUAAGGAUAUUGAUUAAGUUUGAAACACUUGUUCCAGGAUUA